CGCCUACUUCCUCCAUCUCUUUCACCUCUUUUUCUUUAUCUCUCUGUCUUUCUCACUGGUUAAGACAAGGUUUGUGUAAAGUCGUAUGAUAAAUACAGGUAUAGUCUUGAUUUUGAAAGUCUUUUUUGUUUUUUUUGACGAUGCACCUCGGUGCAGAGGCAGCAUACUGUACUGCUGAAGAAUAAUCGGCUUAAAGAGCUGGAAACAUCGACUUGUUGAAGCAGCUGCUAGUUGCGGAGGUUUCCGGGCUUGGAUGACAGCCAGGCAGCAGUGAGUGGCCACAUCCUCCAUCAGCGCAGCCAUGCCGCCCCCAGCAGACAUUGUGAAGGUGGCCAUCGAGUGGCCGGGGGCCUUUCCCAAACUUAUGGAGAUUGACCAGAAAAAGCCCCUUUCAGCUAUCAUUAAAGAAGUGUGUGACGGGUGGAACUUGCCAAACCCUGAAACCUAUUCCCUGCAGAAUGCUGACUCGACUAACUUCUACAUCACUGAAAAGAAUCGCAACAACAUCAAAAACGGCUCUAUUCUGCGGCUUACUACAUCUGCUGCCCAGAUGGCCCAGCAGCUGCAUGAGCGCAUCCAGUCGUCCAGCAUGGACAUGAAGCUGGACGCUCUGAAGGAUCUGGCCAACUCUUCACGAGACAUCACCUUUGCUCAGGAGUUCAUCAACCUUGACGGCAUCUCGCUGCUUACACAGAUGGUCGAGAGCGGCACAGAGCGGUAUCAGAAACUUCAGAAGAUAAUGAAACCCUGCUUUGGUGACCUGCUCUCCUUCACACUGACGGCCUUCGUGGAGCUCAUGGACCAUGGCAUUGUCUCCUGGGACACCUUCUCUGUGGCCUUCAUCAAGAAGAUUGCCAGUUAUGUGUGUAAAUCUGCCAUGGACACUGCUGUACUCCAGAGAUCUCUAGCCAUCUUGGAAUCAAUGGUGCUCAACAGUCAAGAUCUCUACCAGAAGGUGGCUCAAGAAAUCACCAUUGGCCAGCUCAUCCCUCAUCUGCAAGGGACGGAUCAGGACAUCCAGACUUACACUAUCGCCGUGAUUAAUGCAUUGUUUCUCAAAGCCCCUGAGGAGAAGAGACAGUUUGAUGAGGACAAUGUGAACAUCCUUGAUUGUCCUCUUACAGAGAUGGCUCAUAUUCUAGCACAGAAGCAGCUGCGCUCAAUCAUCCUCAGUAAUGUGAUCAGGAGUAACAAACCCAUAAAUGAUGAGAUGGCACACCAGCUCUAUGUGCUGCAAGUCUUGACUUUUAACCUUUUGGAGGACCGCAUGAUGACGAAGAUGGACCCUCAAGACCAGGCUCAGAGGGACAUCAUCUUCGAGCUGCGCAGGAUUGCUUUUGACGUUGAGUGUGAGUCCAACAACAGCGGCAGCAUUGAGAAGCGCAAGUCCAUGUACACACGAGACUACAAAAAACUGGGCUUCAUCAAUCAUGUGAAUCCUGCGGUGGACUUCACUCAGAUUCCUCCUGGGAUGCUGGCUCUGGAUAACAUGCUUUAUUUCGCCAGGCACCAUCAGGAUGCUUAUAUCAGGAUUGUACUGGAGAACAGCAGUCGUGAGGAUAAACACGAGUGUCCGUUCGGUCGCAGUAGCAUUGAACUGACGAAGAUGCUGUGUGAGAUUCUCAAAGUCGGAGAACUUCCCAGCGAGAACUGCCAUGACUUCCACCCCAUGUUUUUCACCCACGACCGUUCGUUUGAGGAGUUCUUCUGCAACUGUAUCCAACUCCUCAACAAAACCUGGAAAGAGAUGAGAGCCACUUCUGAAGACUUCAAUAAGGUGAUGCAGGUGGUGAAGGAACAGAUCACUCGUGCUCUCACGAUCAAGCCUAACUCUCUGGAUCAGUUUAAAAGUCGUCUGCAAAAUCUGAGCUACACUGAGAUCCUCAAAUUGCGCCAAUCCGAAAGGAUGAACCAGGAGGAUUUCCAAUCCCGGCCCAUCCUGGAGCUUAGGGAGAAAAUCCAACCAGAGAUCAUGGAGUUGAUCAAACAGCAACGCCUCAAUCGCCUGUGUGAGGGCACCUGCUUCAGGAAGAUCAGCAGCCGAAGGAGACAGGACAAGUUCUGGUACUGUCGAUUGUCGCCCAAUCAUAAAGUUCUCCACUACGGGGAUUUGGAGGAGAGCCCUCAGGGAGAGGUACCCCAUGAUUCCCUACAGGACAAACUUCCUGUGGCUGACAUCAAAGCUGUUGUCACUGGUAAAGAUUGUCCACACAUGAAGGAAAAGGGAGCUCUGAAGCAGAACAAGGAGGUGCUGGAGCUGGCUUUCUCUGUCCUCUACGAGUCUGAUGAGUAUCUAAACUUCAUUGCCCCUGACAAGCACGAGUACUGUGUGUGGACAGAUGGGCUGAAUGCACUGCUGGGGAAGGAGAUGACCAGUGAGUUCACUCGUUCAGACAUGGACACUCUUCUCAACAUGGAAAUGAAGCUCCGCCUCCUGGACCUGGAGAACAUCCAGAUCCCUGAAGUUCCUCCCCCAAUCCCCAAAGAGCCAAGCAAUUAUGACUUUGUUUAUGACUGCAACUAAUCCCCUUUCACUGGACUGACUGAUUUUUCGUAAAUGCAUACUGAAAGAAAGACUUUUACAAAAAGUUAAAGAAAUGAAAAAAAAACGGAGAACUCUUUCCUGCUAAAACUUGGCUCUCUAAUACGCCUCAUCACAAUGGAUUUGCUGAACUUAAUGGACUUGGCUUGCAAGGCCUAUGAACCAUCUGGUCUGGUUGAAGAACCACCACACACUGGUCCUCAGGUCCUAAACCACUCUAGUCCUGUUGCAGUCAUUUCCAGUCAUCUCUUCAAACAGUUACAUUCCUCAAACAAGCCCACCUUCUCUGGUUAAAAAAUGGUUGUCACGAAUUUUCGUCCCAUCAUAAUUUCUGGCUGUUCGGAGUGGGAUGCUCCCUGUAGAGUGUGCAAAAAGUCUAGGGGAUUGUGGCAUGUAGCACUCACUGUAGUAUGUUUCUCACUCCAACAAGCGGCAGCUAUAUUGCUAGCGAAGUCCAAGUUUGUUCUUAAUGAUUUCUCCAAGUAUCCCAUUCAUGCCUCUUAUACUGUAGACUGUUAAAUUAAAUAGGCAGCUUCAUGCAAGAGGUUGCCUUUUUUUUUGUCUUAAACCAUACCUGCUUUGUGCGUACAUUGUCUGACUAUAACGCAGGCGUGUAGAUAUAGCUCUUUCCUUCACUUGACACCAACCAGACUCAUGGCAGACUGCUGUAACAUUCCAAAGCAAUAUUGAGCUUCUGUUUUUGUAAGCUGGUAUAAACUUUUGUGAUAUUCGUGAUUGCUGCCAAGUAGUCAGUAUUAUACAUUUCUGUGUGUUAAGGAAUUUUGUUUUUCAGGGCCGUCAAAUUUCAUUUGAACUUUCAUGAUUAAUUUAAUUUAAGAUUGUGGGUAUUAUAAUUAUGAUUUAUGAUUUUUCUCCCCUCAUGUUUGUUAUAGGUUUAAAAAUGCAACAUCCUGCUGUUUACAUUAAAGAUGGAUUCCAAUUCA
Molecule: messenger RNA, 3486 nt
Organism: Megalobrama amblycephala (Wuchang bream)
Lineage: Eukaryota; Metazoa; Chordata; Actinopteri; Cypriniformes; Xenocyprididae
Gene: elmo1
Product: engulfment and cell motility 1 (ced-12 homolog, C. elegans)
Exons: 23
Coding region: 302-2524 (740 amino acids)
Biological process (GO): cell motility; actin filament organization
Cellular component (GO): plasma membrane; guanyl-nucleotide exchange factor complex
Source: RefSeq, a predicted model, not a curated record